AUGGAGUUCAAAUUCCGUGCCGUCGACAACAAGGAACCACCACCAAUCACGUCGUUAUCGCAUUCUCUUUCCCCGCUCACAUAUCUCCCUGAUCAAUCACUAUAUUUGGACGGAUGUUUUUCUGGCUUGCGAAUGCCGUUAUCCGGCGAGGCGGCACUACGACGGGAGAUUGAGAAGGAGCUAAUCCGUAGAGAAAUUUUGCGGCGAAGUGAGCUGGAGGAGGAAGUGAGAAGGGAACUUGCAAUGGAGAAAGAAUUGGGGAUUUCAUUACCGAGGCCGCUGAUGAAUAUUCAAGGACUAAUGUCCCAUUGGUCCAAUUCAUCUGUGAUGAACCCCGCCGCUGUUGGUCAUAUUGAUGCGUUGCAGUCGCAACCACAGUCAAUUUUGCCCCCUGCGGAAAUCAACCCUUCUCCGGAGACCUGUGACAAGGGCAAAGUUAUAGUGUUGGAUAAGCCAGAUCCCAAACUUUUUAAUGCAAAGCGAAAAGCAACAACACCUCCUGAUUCUGAAAUUGAACCUCUUGCAUUUAGUUUGAAGAAAAAAUCGAAGGAGGAGUGGAGUUGUGCACUCUGUGAAAUUAAAGCCACGAGUGAGAGUGGCUUGAAUGCUCAUUUGAAUGGUAAGAAGCACAAGGCUAGAGAAGCAGGACAGAACAGGAAGAUUGCUAAGAGAAACAAAAAAAGUAGGGAAAAUGUGAUGGUUGUUGAAACAGAUGUUACUACCACAAAGUUAGUGGUUCAUGCAGAAAAAGAUCAACAGCUUCUUCAACUUUGCACUGCCUUGGAAGUCAAGAAUGAGACUGCUGUUGAUCAACAGCUUCUUCAACCUUGCACCGCCUUGGAAGUCAUGAAUGAGACUGCUGUUGAUCAACAGUUUCUUGAAUCCUGCACUGCCUUGGAAGUCAUGAAUGAGACUACUGUUGAUAAGGGCGUCGGAGAAAUUAAAAAAGAGGAGCAGCUUGUGAAGACGGUGUCUGAUAAUGAUGCAAGUGCAACAGAAUCAAAAAAUGAGAAAUUUGUGGCAAUGAUGGUUGAUAAAAAUAUAACUGAACUGAAAAAUGAAGAGCAACUUGUGGAGACAACGGCUGAUAAUAGUGUAAUGUGGAAAGUAAAACCCAUAAAUGAGAAUGAGCUUGUGGAGAUGAUGGUCAGUAAUGAUGUUGUAAAAUUUGAAAAUAGGGGGCUGGUUGUGGAGAAAAGCCAAAAUGUAGGUUCUUUGGAGAGUAAAAAAGAUGCUGCAAUGGAGGAAGCGGAGCCAAUAAGUGCAUUAACAAAAAAGAGAAAGUUUGAACCUUUGUGGUGUGAGAUUUGUCAAAUUAGCACUUCCUCAAAAGCUGUGAUGGAAUGUCAUGUGAAAGGGAAAAAACACAUGAAGAAAAUGAAGAAGUUUGGGCAAAACAGUGUAAGUCCACCAUCCACAUCUUCUGUAUCACAAAAAGCUCCUCCUAUGCUGAUCAAAGAUGCAUUAACUGUCAACAAAGAAACAGGCUAA
This is a messenger RNA of Lathyrus sativus (Indian pea), 1491 nucleotides long. Lineage: Eukaryota; Viridiplantae; Streptophyta; Magnoliopsida; Fabales; Fabaceae. The record is from the annotation of a GenBank genome assembly.